This is a messenger RNA of Hemiscyllium ocellatum (epaulette shark), 1425 nucleotides long. RefSeq lists its product as uncharacterized. The record is from RefSeq and is a predicted model, not a curated record. Lineage: Eukaryota; Metazoa; Chordata; Chondrichthyes; Orectolobiformes; Hemiscylliidae. The coding region runs from base 257 to 946 and encodes 229 amino acids. The transcript has 6 exons.
GGUGACUGAGGACAAGCAGUGAUCAGGUCUUUGUGAAUAAGAUAUGUGGAGUCUCGUUCUUCUAAUUUGUUCCCUGCCUGCUUCAGGUGCAUUGUCAGCGAAAAAGAAAGUAAAAGGAAUUGUGGGAAAAACGAUUACAAUAAAUUGUUCUUAUGACAAACAGUACCAGCAAAACAUGAAAUACUGGUGUCAUGAUGGUACUAAUCAAUGUACAUAUGUGGUGAAAACAGACAAUCCAGAGGGACAGUGAGGAAGAAUGUCACUUAAAGAUAACAAGGCACAAGGAGUAUUUAUUGUUACAAUGAAAAACCUUCACAGGGAAGAUACAGGAUGGUACAGCUGUGGGAUAGCUCGACCUGGCCUUGAUUUAAAGUUUGCCCUAACGCUACAAGUAUCUUAUGAAGCGGUAUCUGUUCCAGUAAUUUCAUUUUCACCUUCAUUAAAUUUCCCAUGCGCAAUGUCAGCCUCCUGUGAAUCUGACCAAAGAUCGCUCCCUAUUCAGUACGCAUGGUAUGAACAGUAUUCAUCUAAAAACUCAAAGGUCUCUGACACCAAUAAACUGGAUCUACGUUGUCAGUCCUUCACACAGCAACAUCAUCAAUAUUACUGCACAGCCUCAAAUGCUCAGGGAAUGAAAUCCAGUGAAAUGGUUAAUGUGUCAGUCAUCCACAGCUCAGAUGUGAUCUGCAGUUAUAUGGCACAAAUCCACAACAGUACAGGAUUUGAAUUUAGUUGUGAAGUUUUUCCAAUAACAUCAACCAUAUCAACAAUAACUUCAACCACAUUUUCAAGACCUGCGUCUGUCAGCAAAAGCUACAUCAUCUACAGUGUUAUACGUUGGGUGCUCUUUGCUGUCCUAGUGAUUUGUGCUGUUUCAGUGACAUUGUUUACAAGAAAAUCUAAGGCACUCAAUGAAGCAGAUGGCCAUAACGACACCAAAGUGUGAAGAUCCCCAGGCUACGUAUAUGUGAAUGGGAUUUUUGGUCUGAAUCAUAUCAUGCCCCUUGACUGAUUUCAGAGAACAAAAUGGACUUUGUCAUCAAAUCAACUUGACCACCAAACUGGGGAAGGAAGAAACAAAAACAAAAGCCUUUUCUUUGAAGUUGUUGUGUCUCUAACUGCACCUUAGUGUUAACCUACUGUUCUUGCGCUUCCUGGUUGCACAACUGGGAUGGUUUGAAACUGACACAGAAAUUGCUUGUGAAACUCAGCAAGUCUGGCUGAAGGAAGAAAGCACAGUGAACAUUUUGAUCCAGUGACUCUUCGGCAGAAGUCUUCUGGACAUGAAACAUUAAAUCUACUCUCCUCCCACAGACACCACCAGACAUGCUGAGUUUCCAGCAAUUUCUGUUUCUAUUUCAGAUUACCAGCCUUUCAAGUCUUUUUGUUUUACUUUUGAAUUGCUUGAUAUUUUUAUCAUGAAUU